Mustela erminea (ermine) is the source of this 4216-nucleotide messenger RNA. RefSeq names its product minichromosome maintenance 8 homologous recombination repair factor (gene MCM8). The transcript is spliced from 18 exons. Gene Ontology annotation, biological process: double-strand break repair via homologous recombination. The record is from RefSeq and is a predicted model, not a curated record. Gene Ontology annotation, molecular function: ATP binding; ATP hydrolysis activity; single-stranded DNA helicase activity. The coding region runs from base 353 to 2623 and encodes 756 amino acids. Lineage: Eukaryota; Metazoa; Chordata; Mammalia; Carnivora; Mustelidae. Gene Ontology annotation, cellular component: nucleus; MCM complex.
GAAGUUGCGUCACAGACGCGCCAAAAAAGAAUUUGGAAGCCGGCGAGUUCAGGUUGAGUAGCUAAACAUCUCCCCGCGAGCCUCUGAGGUGUAGGGGGAAACAGGUCCCCGAGCUGCUCCAACAGAUGAGACUCGGCCCCUGCGCGAGGACGUCAGGAGGACUGCGACCCAAGGGACUUCGCCAGAAGUCACCUGAGGAGCUCAGACCUCAGUCUCUUCGUGUCCCCGUCUGUCUCCCCCCACCCUUCUCCGGAACGAGGGGAGAGCCAGGCGGGGCGCACCAGCUGCCACCCAGGGCCCUGCCCAGCUGAAAACCGAGAGAGCUCUGGGACCUCUAUUCUUUGCAAAAAAUAUGAAUGGAGACUAUAGAGGCAGAGGAUUUGGACGAGGAAGAUUUCAAAGCUGGAAAAGAGGAAGAGGUGGUGGGAGUUUCACAGGAAAAUGGAGAGAGAGAGAACGUAGACCUGACCUGAAUAAAACCACAAGAAAACAUACUCCUGAACAAACCCCACAGUCUUUGCUACUGCAAUCAACAUUGGACCAAUUAAUACCAUAUAAAGGCUGGAAGCUUUAUUUCUCUGAAGUUUACAGCAGUAGCUCUCCUUUGAUUAAGAAGAUUCAAGCAUUUGAACGUUUUUUCACAAAGCGUAUUGAUCUAUAUGAUAAGGAUGAAAUAGAAAGAAAGGGAAGUAUUUUGGUGGAUUUUAAAGAACUGACAGAAGACGAUGAAAUGGCUGACUUGAUACCAAAUAUAGCAAAUGAGUUGAGGGAUACACCUGAGGAAACCUUGGCUUGCAUGGGUCUGGCAAUACAUCAGGUGUUAACAAGGGACCUUGAAAGGCAUGCAGCUGAAUUACAAGCCCAAGAAGGAUUGUCUAAGGAUGGGGAAACAAUAGUAAAUGUGCCACAUAUUCAUGCAAGGGUCUAUAACUAUGAGCCAUUGACACAGCUCAAGAAUGUCCGGGCAAAUUACUAUGGAAAAUACAUUGCUCUGAGAGGGACAGUGGUUCGAGUCAGUAAUAUAAAGCCUCUUUGCACCAAGAUGGCUUUUCUUUGUGCUGCAUGUGGAGAAGUUCAAGGUUUUUCUCUUCCAGAUGGAAAAUAUAAUCUUCCCACAAAGUGUCCUGUGCCCACAUGUCGAGGGAGGUCAUUCACUGCUCUCCGUAGCUCACCUCUUACGGUUACGAUGGACUGGCAGUCAAUCAAAAUCCAGGAGCUGAUGUCUGAUGAUCAGCGAGAAGCAGGUCGGAUUCCACGAACAAUAGAGUGUGAACUUGUUCACGAUCUUGUGGAUAGCUGUGUCCCAGGAGACACAGUGACCAUUACUGGAGUUGUCAAAGUCUCAAAUGCUGAAGAAGGUUCUCGAAAUAAAAAUGACAAAUGCAUGUUCCUGUUGUACAUUGAAGCAAAUUCUGUUAGUAAUAGCAAAGGACAGAAAACAAAGACUUCUGAGGAUGGGUGUAAGCAUGGAGUGUUGAUGGAGUUCUCACUUAAAGACCUUUAUGCCAUCCAAGAGAUUCAAGCUGAAGAAAACCUGUUUAAACUCAUUGUCAACUCACUUUGCCCUGUCAUUUUUGGUCAUGAACUUGUUAAAGCAGGCUUGGCAUUAGCACUUUUCGGAGGAAGCCAAAAAUAUGCAGAUGACAAAAACAGAAUUCCGAUUCGAGGAGAUCCACAUGUCCUUGUUGUUGGAGAUCCAGGCUUGGGAAAGAGUCAGAUGCUACAGGCAGUAUGCAACGUUGCUCCCCGUGGUGUGUAUGUUUGUGGUAAUACCACAACCACCUCUGGCUUGACUGUAACUCUUUCAAAAGAUAGUUCCUCUGGAGAUUUUGCUUUGGAAGCCGGUGCCCUUGUACUUGGCGAUCAAGGUAUUUGUGGGAUAGAUGAAUUUGAUAAGAUGGGGAAUCAACAUCAAGCCUUGUUAGAAGCUAUGGAACAGCAAAGUAUUAGUCUUGCUAAGGCUGGCAUGGUUUGUAGCCUCCCUGCAAGAACAUCCAUCGUUGCUGCUGCAAAUCCAGUUGGAGGACACUACAAUAAAGCCCGAACAGUUUCUGAGAAUUUAAAAAUGGGGAGCGCCCUACUGUCCCGAUUUGAUUUGGUCUUUAUCCUGUUAGAUACCCCAAAUGAGGAUCAUGAUCACUUACUCUCUGAACAUGUGAUUGCAAUAAGGGCUGGAAAGCAGAGAACUGUUAGCAGUGCCACCGUAGCUCGCAUAAAUAGUCAGGAUUCAAACACUUCUGUACUUGAAGUGGUGUCUGAUAAGCCCUUAUCAGAAAGAUUAAAGGUAGUUCCUGGAGAAACAAUAGAUCUAAUUCCCCACCAGCUAUUGAGAAAGUACAUUGGUUAUGCUCGGCAGUAUGUCUAUCCAAGGCUAUCCACAGAAGCUGCUCGGAUUCUUCAGGAUUUUUACCUUGAACUUCGGAAACAGAGCCAGCGGUUAAAUAGCUCACCCAUCACCACUAGGCAGCUGGAAUCUCUGAUUCGUCUAACAGAGGCACGAGCAAGGUUGGAAUUAAGAGAGGAAGCAACCAAAGAAGAUGCUGAGGAUAUAGUUGAAGUUAUGAAAUAUAGAAUGGGGACUGGAUCCUGGACAAAAAAAUCAAGCAGCAUUCAGAGACCUUGAACGAUCACGAAGGUUUAAUUUAUGCUGGCGGGCUCAGAGGAGAGUAAUCUCUCUAGGUCUGAGCCCCAAGCACAAACAAAGGGGGUAGUUUAUACACUUUUACUUCCAUAUCUGUGCCACUCUUAUGUCUGUGGCCUGUGGGGCUAGGUGGGGUUAGAGGAAAACCUGGAAUGGCUCUGGGGCCGGGACUUGGAUUCCCUUGCUGGAUUGGUCGGCCGCCUCAGAACACAGAUUUAUUUUAUCAUUCCCCCCUUUGAUGCCCUUUUAAACGCCUGGUUUAGAGGGCAUCAUUUUUAUUAUCUAUGGGGUAAUAGUAAGGAGCAGCUGGAGUCUGAUCUUCGGAAUGUGUGAUAAGCCUGGUAAGGGCAUUAAAAAUACAAGGACCAAAUGCUACUGUGAGGAGGAGCAUGAGGAGGGGGCCGAUGAGGGGGGUGAACCAAGGGAACCAUUUGCUAGUAACGGUAAUGCGAGAGUUGAGAGGUCCCCCCCGCUCCCACUAAUGCCAGGUCAGGCAAGCUAAUGGCAGUGAGGAGGAACAGCACACCAUGUAGCAGAAGACCAGGACUGACUAGGGUCAGGAAAACCAUGGUGAAAUGUGCUUAGGAGUAGACCUCAGUUGUGGGUCUACAACCUUAGUUAGAGGGAGCCAUUGUGGCUAGCCGGAUAGCAGGUAAAACCUGUGGACAAGUAAGGGCAGUAAAACACCCUAGGAUUACUCAGUAAACAACAAUAAUGGCAAGUCUCUGGGGGAAACUCCAGUCAGAAGGGGCAACAGUAUAGAGUCCAACCCCUAGGAUGAGGAAUAUCAUGCUGAUGAGAGCUAGGGACCAGGGCAAGCAGGUGUUCAUUAUUUGGUGGGGUCUCGUCAGAGAUGAAGCCAGAGCGGAUCUGUAGGGUUUGACUGGACUUUCCACUGGUGUGGCUCUUCAUCGGAGUGAUGGGCUUUUUUUCAUUCUGGAGUGUUGGACCCAUAGGGUGAUACCAGAAACCCUAAGGGUAGUAAGGGUAGUUAGAACAACAAUGUGAGACCCUGUCCACUAUGGUUUGAGGGGGUCCUUUUUUUAUCUUUGAUCUACACUGCCUAGGAGUGUACCUGGGACCCUAAGGAGGUUGGGGCCCUCUCAGGGCCUUUGUAGUUAUUUAAGGUGGUCCCAGAGCUUGAAGGGUUUGUUUUGUUUUGUUUUAAUCUCCAAUUUGAUGGAAGUUUCCUGGAAGGCUCCCCAGGCAUGGGGGAGGCCAUCCAUAUGCUAAUUUGAAAGGGGAGUAAUAUAGAGUCCCAGGUGUGCAGCAGGCAUGUAGGAGGUGGGGUAGCAGAUUUGGCCAUGGGAGGCUAGUCUCCUGACAAAACUUUGCUAAGGUUCCCUUGAGGGUGUGAUUCAUUUGCUGUUUUCCCUGAGCUUUGGGGCUGGUAGGCAGUGUGGAGUCUCCAGGUGAUGCUGAGAGACUUGGUUAAGACUUGUACAAUGUCUGCUACAGUGUGGGCCCACUGUCACUAUGGAUUGUUAGUGGCAGGCUGAACUGGGGCAUGAUCUCCCACAAGAGGACUUUGGCUACUUCCCGGCUUCACUCCAUCCUGGUCGGGAAGAUUUUGAC